Molecule: messenger RNA, 1104 nt
Organism: Emericellopsis atlantica
Lineage: Eukaryota; Fungi; Ascomycota; Sordariomycetes; Hypocreales; Bionectriaceae
Exons: 2
Coding region: 99-830 (243 amino acids)
Source: RefSeq, a predicted model, not a curated record
UCUCGCCAUGGAUCGACUCACCAUGCGGGCAACGCAAACCUGUCGGCGGCUCCGAAAUCAGCCUGUGAUGCGACGGUCGACACAUUGCAUCCCAUCGCAUGACACCGACCGUCCAACGCGGCAUCUCUCCCCAUGUCUGGAUUGGAUGCGAGGUGGUCGCGACAGCUCACGGGCACGCGUUCCCGGCGCAAGGAGUCACACGAGCCUAUAGCAGGGCGACCUGCGUCACAGGCGGCGCAUUCCUACCAGUGAUGAUCGGCGUCAUUGCUCGUCAGUUCUUGGAAAGUCAGCCGAGCCGCCCGCACGAGCCCGAUGCGCCUCGUCGGCGCUACGCUCCCCCUUUCGACCGGCGUAUGCAUGAGGCCUCACCCUUGGGCGUCCCGCAUGGUCAUGCUGGUGGGCUGAUUUGGUUCGAGACCGGUCUCGUGCAAUCCAUCUUGUUUCAUAGCGCCGCAGCGUGUGCACCAAGCAUCCAGGGCUGGGCGGCGGAUGGCGCGCGGUCGUCGGUUCGAGAUGCGCGGCUCGGCGUCAUGUCGGUCGACCUCUCCCACAACCAAGGCAGAGAGGGGCAGUGCUCAGCUCGCCCGGGAUGUCGCUCGCUCUGCCGCGAAUCGGUCAGAAGAUCGGUGUGCUUUCGCGUCAAACAUGGCCGUGAUCAGCAUCUGAGGCAUUUUCGCGACUGGCACGGCGGUCAUGGGAUGGGCGAGGGUGGGCGGCCUCCCAAGGCGGUUCGUGAUCACGGCAGCAGGAUACACCAUCUUGAGGGGUCAGCCUACGGAUCUCCACGGGAACCGCCUGGGCAGGGAAGAGACUUACAACGCCGGUGCUGAUGAUAUUCUGGACCUAGAGGCAAGCUCAUGUCCUUCCUCGGAGAGUCUGUUGUCCGAGCGAAGCUGUAGAGACGGCCAAGGUUCGGAGUGGAAGGGGAGAGAAGGGGCGCUCUCUGAAAGCCGUCGCGACAAGGAUGCUAGGCGAAGGGGCGCUGGGUGCCACGUCACGUAGCAUGAUGAGGGCAGAGAUUGCAGGUCGGCGCAGGCAACAGCCCAGGAAUGAGGGCGGCCAGCAUUCUGAGGAGAAGUUGGGAGGAAGAGAAGUCGAGAGUAC